UCAUUCGCUCAAUCAGCUGUUUUUUGUCAAAACAAAACCGAAAAAAUAUUUUUAUAUUUAAUUUAAUUUCAUGAAGACUUUGUUAUGAAUGCAAUCGUUGGAUUGUGCCAUUUUUGUGAAGCUCACGGGCCACGGCCGGUAUUCUGUACAUUUACGACAGACGACGAGGGGCACACAACAGAGUCUGCUAAUUCUACGCCUCAGUGCACUGGUUGUAGAUCAUUAGGUCCGGAGACUGUGCUGGUCACUAGGGAUGAAGAUGGAACUAUCUACUGCAGCAGGGAGUCUGUGCCCAACGCUGAGGUGACGGCCUUUUUGCGACAAGCCGCUGUGAGGAGUAUAACUUGUGAAGUAAGUUGGAGUAAGGAGGGCGGCGUGGUGUACUUCAGUGACGCCCGCGGCCACGUGCUGAGCUUCACGUUCCAGCUCAAAGACACGCGUGCCCGCGGCCUCAAGCGAUGGUUCUCCAUAGUUGUUCUCAUGAAGGAUAAGAUGCUUCUGCUGAAUAUUACUCCGCUACUGUCGGAGAAUAUGCAAAAAAUUGCGAAGGAAUUACAAGAGUAUGCAGCGACGGUAUAUGAUGAGGAGCAGAAGGUGUGCUCCCAGAGAGCUCUAAGACUCAACACCGGAUGUAACUACUUUGGACAGAGCAGAUCUUUGAAGAAUUUAACAGGGCAAGAUGAUAUAUUCAACAAAAUCCAUGCUAAAUUCACAUGGAUGCUUAAAACUGGUGCCCUGAAUUACACAGAAACCCUUUACACUAGUCAAGACCUACUCAAUAAGAUUGUGCCUAAUGGUACAAAAGGAAUCUCAAUAUACUCACCCAAUGCUUGUUCUGUGCCAACUGAAGAAGAAUGUAUGCCAUUGAGGGUGUUAGAAAGUUUACUAACCAAAUCAGUGUUUAGGAUAGUCUUAUAUUGUGCACUGAGUGGAUUGAAUAUAGUUAUAAAAUCAAAUGAGACACCAGCUAAGGAAAUAGUGAAAUGUCUCUCAAGAUUGCUGCCAGUACUGGACAGUGAGUGUCUCCCCAAUAUAGGGGUAGCCAAUGAGGAACAAGUUGUGCCCUCGGCUAGCAAGUGUGUCUUAGAAGAGACUCAGGAGAGACAGUUCUUGUGUAGAUGGCCUGGAGUUGUGCCUAAUAAGUGUCCAACACUAAUGAAUAGGAUUGAAAGUGCCAUGAGCAACAAUAAGUUCAAUGAUGAUGUUUUGCAUCAGCAUGUCAAGUCUUUACAACUGGAAUGGUUAGGAAUAGCGAGAGCUAUAAAGUCUGCAGUAGAUGCUUCAGGAGCUAAAUCGGAGCCAGUAACGAAACUGAAACAAGUGUUCGGCGUGACUCCAAAUGAUGAGCUUUUAGUUAACUAUUGGAUUAGUGCCUUCUGUUCCUAGUACUUUGUGAUAUGUACAUAAUAAAAUAAUUUAUUUAUAUA
Molecule: messenger RNA, 1427 nt
Organism: Plutella xylostella (diamondback moth)
Lineage: Eukaryota; Metazoa; Arthropoda; Insecta; Lepidoptera; Plutellidae
Gene: BHD
Product: folliculin
Biological process (GO): positive regulation of TORC1 signaling; negative regulation of transcription by RNA polymerase II; positive regulation of transforming growth factor beta receptor signaling pathway
Cellular component (GO): cytosol
Molecular function (GO): GTPase activator activity
Source: RefSeq, a predicted model, not a curated record